This is a messenger RNA of Lytechinus variegatus (green sea urchin), 379 nucleotides long. RefSeq lists its product as uncharacterized. Lineage: Eukaryota; Metazoa; Echinodermata; Echinoidea; Temnopleuroida; Toxopneustidae. Bases 1 to 351 code for a protein of 116 amino acids. The transcript has 3 exons. The record is from RefSeq and is a predicted model, not a curated record.
AUGGAGCCAGACACACUGCUGCUGAUUAGAUGUUUUAGGAACCAAUCAGAGAACGUAGUUGAAUAUAAAGACAUUAUAUGUCCUCAUCGUCGCCAUCCGAGGGUCGGAGAUGCAGUCGUCAUGCCAUGGGGGAGGGAGAGAUGGCACGGCAAGGUGCUACAAAUUUUGAGAGAGGACUCGGAUGAAGAUGAUGACGAUAUUCCUUUGAAAUUCCUAAGAGAAAAGGGAGAGAGAGCUGCAGCUGUCAUAGAGGGAAAUAUUACAGAAGAUAAAGGAAAGAGAGCUGACCUUGGAGGAGCUGUCACAGAAGGUAUGUAUUUCAUCUUUAUGCAGUAUUUACAUCUUAAAUAAUUUGGCAUACGUUAUACAUACAUGAUUA